This is a messenger RNA of Thalassophryne amazonica, 3340 nucleotides long. RefSeq names its product solute carrier family 20 member 1b (gene slc20a1b). NCBI's taxonomy places the organism in Eukaryota, Metazoa, Chordata, Actinopteri, Batrachoidiformes, Batrachoididae. The transcript is spliced from 11 exons. The coding region runs from base 651 to 2738 and encodes 695 amino acids. Gene Ontology annotation, molecular function: phosphate transmembrane transporter activity. Gene Ontology annotation, cellular component: membrane. The record is from RefSeq and is a predicted model, not a curated record. Gene Ontology annotation, biological process: phosphate ion transmembrane transport.
GUACUGUGCACGAGGAAGUUCUGCGCGGGGUGGAUUGAUGGUCUUUUUGAAAUUGAGAUACAUUUUUCAAUUUAAUUAAACACAAAGGACUUAUUGCAUAUCAAACUCGCUGUUUUCAUGGUCUAGACAUUUUUUUAAUCAAAGGCAAUUUUUUGUUAUUACAUAAUCAGUUUAAUUUUAAUUAUCCCGCGCGCGCUCUCGUAACGGUGCGACGUGUCUGUGCGCGCGUUAAUUAUCUUAACUUGGUAGCAAGCGCUGCUCUUCACAGAACUAACAAGUUUAACGUGUGGAUGUGCCCUUGUUCAUCUGCAGUCCCAGAUCCACAAUGGCUGUCUGUUCAGUCUGCUUAAUAGCUCAGCAACAAAGGAUUAGCAACAGAGCUAGUAUAAUUACAGGAUAGCAAUAAGCCCAACCCACACUAUACCUCUCUUUAUUAUAAUUAAUUUCUGGGCAAUCCAGAGAGAAUUAUUAUAGAUUUGCACUUCUUAAUAAUAAUAAUUAAUAAUAAAAAAAAAUCAUGUUGGACAGGUCUGUAUAAAUCACUUAUUUAUUAUAUUUGUACCUCUUUAUUUUAGUAGUUCAAAAAAAUAUAUAGAGCUAUAUUGUCAGGCAUUAGUUUCCUUAAAUUGUGAAGUAAUAGCUAAAUAAUUAUGGUUUCUACAACUGCGGCUGCAAUAACUGUGGCAAUCACUGCAAGUGCAGCAACCCAGGCAUACCUGACAGAGUACACGUGGCUUUUGGUUGUUGGCUUCAUCAUCGCGUUCAUCUUAGCCUUUUCUGUUGGUGCCAAUGAUGUUGCCAACUCGUUUGGAACAGCUGUGGGUUCUGGAGUUGUUACGUUACGACAGGCCUGCAUUCUGGCUACUGUGUUUGAGACGUUGGGCUCUGUGCUCCUUGGGGCUAAAGUGAGUGAAACCAUUCGCAAGGGAAUCAUCGAUGUUGGCAUGUACAAUGGCUCUGAGCAGGUGUUGAUGGCUGGAUCUGUCAGUGCUAUGGUUGGUUCUGCGGUGUGGCAGCUGGCCGCCUCCUUCCUUAAACUCCCCAUCUCUGGAACACACUGUAUAGUUGGUGCUACGAUUGGCUUCUCCUUGGUUGCCAGAGGCCAACAGGGAGUCAGGUGGUUGGAACUCCUUCGUAUUGUUGGUUCCUGGUUCCUGAGUCCCCUAUUGUCUGGUAUAAUGUCAGGCAUUGUUUUCUACUUUGUGCGGAUGUUUAUCUUGCACAAGAAAGACCCGGUACCUAAUGGGUUGAAGGCCCUGCCUGUCUUCUAUGCGAUGACAAUGGGAAUCAACCUGUUCUCCAUCAUGUUCACUGGAGCGCCAACACUGGGAUUUGACAAGAUCCCCUGGUGGGGCAUUCUACUCAUCUCUUUGGCGUGUUCGCUGCUGACUGCAAUAGUCGUCUGGUUUGUUGUCUGCCCAUACCUCAAGAAGAAGAUUCAACGUGAUGUCAAGUCUUCCAGCCCCUCUGAGAGCCCCCUGAUGGACAAGAAAGAUCUGAAAGAGCCCCAUUGUCCAAUCCUCAAAGAGACAUCAACUCCUGCUGCCAAUCGCACCCCUACUGCUGAGCUGCAGGCUGCCACUGAGGAGCGUAGGGUGGCAUUUGACAUCGAGGAGUCUGACGACGACACUAGAGAACGCAAAGUGGCCUUUGACAUUGGAGAUUCUGAUGAUGCCGACAACAAUGGUGAAAAUGAGGCACCCAAACAGGUUCAGUCAGACAACCAACAUGCCAACGGCUCUACAAAUUGUCCUCAUCAAGUCCAUUUCAACAAAUUAGUACAGCUUAACAACAAGCCAGCGCAUAUGACAAAUAAUGGUUACAACCAGUACCACACAGUCCACAAGGACUCUGGCCUCUACAAAGACCUACUCCACAAGCUCCACCUGGCCAGGGUUGGUGACUGCAUGGGUGAGGGAAGUGACCGGCCAAUCCGCAGGAACAACAGCUACACCUCCUACACCAUGGCUAUCAUCGGCUUGCAUGGAGACUUCAGACAUAAAGAAGCUGAGACUCGUGCUGCUGAGGAUGGUGCCAAAGGUCCAGGGGGUCAGGACAGGAAGCGUGUGCGUAUGGAUAGUUACACCAGCUACUGCAAUGCAGUGGCAGAGCACACGACUCCCGAGGGCCUUGGAGCAGGUGAUGUGAUAGUGGAAGUUGGGAUGGAAGAUGCCGGUAGUAGCCAAAGCUCUCUGGAUGAUGAGAGACCGGAUUCAGACAAGCCUGAAGUUUCAGUUCUCUUCCAGUUUCUCCAAAUUCUCACUGCAUGCUUUGGAUCCUUCGCUCAUGGAGGAAACGAUGUUAGUAAUGCCAUCGGACCAUUGGUAGCCCUGUGGCUGGUUUACGAAUCCAGUAGCGUGACCUCAAAUGAGCAGACACCCACUUGGCUGCUCCUGUACGGAGGUGUUGGCAUCUGUGCCGGGCUCUGGGUGUGGGGUCGCAGAGUUAUCCAGACUAUGGGCAAGGACCUUACACCCAUCACUCCCUCAAGUGGUUUCAGCAUUGAACUGGCCUCAGCCCUGACUGUGGUGGUUGCCUCGAACAUUGGCCUCCCUGUUUCCACCACCCACUGCAAGGUGGGCUCUGUUGUGGCAGUUGGAUGGCUGCGUUCUAGGAAGGCAGUUGACUGGCGUCUGUUCAGAAACAUCUUCAUGGCAUGGUUUGUAACUGUGCCUAUUGCUGGCCUGAUUAGUGCUGCCGUAAUGGCCAUUUUCAUCUACGGCAUCCUGCGCAUCUAAACACUCACCCCACACAGGAAGAGGAGAAAGAAACUGCUUCAGUGUGCACCAGGAGAGGAGUCGAGUUAGGAAGCUGAAAUAUAUCGCAUCAAGCUGACAACUUGAUUAGUGGAGGAAGGCGAAGCUUAAAAAUUUGAUGUGAGCACCUGAUUUGUCUAUCACUAUUUUCAAAGCUGGUAUUUGCUGUUUGUUUCGUUUGGACCACAUUCAUUCUCAUGGGAAGUUUGUUACUCUGUUUUGACUUUUUCACUUCCUAUCAUUCUGUAAAAAGUUUUAAAGAUGACUUUUCUACUAUGUAUUGCCUAUUUUUACUCUGCAGUUCUGUGUAUAUGUUUUUGUGUGUGUGUUACAAGCUAGAAAUGAACAGCUGAAGUGCAGUAUUGGCAAUCUGCAGACAUAUCGCCAAUCAUAACCAGCUGAAAAAUAUCGUAGCCAAAAGUAUUUUAGUGGCAAAGAGAGACCAGUGGUAUGAAUCUCCCUUUCGCAAUUUAAACUUGCAUUUUGCUUCUAAAGUGUCCUGACAGUUGUUAAAUUGACCUGUAACUGUUCCUGUAAAUUUGAGAGUUGCAGAAUGUUAGAAUUGUUCUACUGCACAGAAAAAA